Molecule: messenger RNA, 5202 nt
Organism: Gadus chalcogrammus (walleye pollock)
Lineage: Eukaryota; Metazoa; Chordata; Actinopteri; Gadiformes; Gadidae
Product: NACHT, LRR and PYD domains-containing protein 12-like
Exons: 12
Coding region: 208-3774 (1188 amino acids)
Molecular function (GO): protein binding
Source: RefSeq, a predicted model, not a curated record
UUCUAGCAGCCCUUCUUCCUCCACUUUAAAACCUUUCCCCUGAUUUACUCGUUAUAUAAACACCAGUAAAUCAGAUUAGAUUUACACCUUAGUUUCUUCUUGCAUUUAUACUUUUACAAGUUUUUUUAUCGUAUGGACGCAUUUUAAUCCUGGAGUAGAUAAGGUAAGAAAAGCGUAUGGGACGGAACGUAUUUUCCCCAGUCUACUAUGGAUGAGGAGAGAGAGGAGGGGGUCCCUACCUCUAAGACCACUCUGUCUGGGGAACAUGGCCGCCGGAGCAAAGCUAAGAGGCCAGAGCAGCAGGAGAGAACAGAAUCCCCUGGACCCAGCCGUGUCUCCAUGAAGAGCAUACGUAACCUGUUUAGAAAAAAGGAGCAAAUUCAUGAACAAGGAAGACUCCAGCAGCAGAGAGCAGACACCCCUGGACCCAGCUGUGUCUCCACGAAGAGUUACUGGUCUAUGGAACAACGUCAUAACUUUAAAGAUGGAAAUCACCAACCUUCUAAGGAAAGACAACACCAGGAGUGGUUAAUGGUUACCAGUGCUCAGUCUGUACAGCAGCAUCAAACAGAGCUGAUCAAGAGGGCUGAGGAGAACGCACACACUUUUCUAGACAAGGAGUUGAAGAAGCUCUGGAGGGAUCUCUUCUCAGAUUACCCACAAUGCUCAGAGAGUCAGAGGGAGGGAGAGGAGGUGGAUGGUGAGAAGCUGGAGCAGAGGAGGCGCGCCAUAGAGGGAGUGGUGCACAUCACAAUACUCUCCCUGAUGGAGAUGAACAAGAAGGGACUGGCCGACAAACUGUUGAGCGGAUAUGCUGCUGUCGAGUGCCAACAUAAAAUCAAGUCACGUUUGAGGAAGAAGUUCUGGUGUGUGUUUGAGGGAAUCGCUAAAGCAGGACAUUCAACACCUCUGAAUGAGUUUUACACAGAGAUCUUCAUCACAAAGAGAGGCAGUGGAGAGGUCAACCAGGAACAUGAGGUCAGGCUGAUUGAAGCAGCUUCCAGGAAACCAGCCGAGGAGGAAACACCAAUCAGAUGUGAGGACAUCUUUAAACCAUUACCUGGAGAAGAUAAACCAAUCAGGACAAUAAUGACAACGGGAGUGGCCGGCAUUGGUAAAACCAUCUUAACAAAAAAGUUCACUCUGGACUGGGCUGAAGGAAAAACCAACCACGACAUAAACUUCACAUUUCUCCUCACCUUCAGAGAGCUGAAUUUACUGAAAGGGAAAGAGUUUAGCUUUGUGGAACUUCUUCAUCACUUCUUUAUUGAGACCAAAGAAGCAGGAAUUUGCAGAUACGACAGGUUCCAAAUAGUCUUAAUUUUGGAUGGUCUGGAUGAGUGUCGACUUCCUCUGGACUUCCAGAACAACCCGAUCUGUAAUGAUGUCACAAAGUCCACCUCGGUGGACGUGCUGCUGACAAACCUCAUCAGGGGCGACCUGCUACCCUCUUCUACCAUCUGGAUAACCACACGCCCUGCGGCAGCCAAUCAGAUCCCUGCUGAGUGUAUUGACAUGUUGACAGAGGUGAGAGGGUUCACCGACCCACAGAAGGAGGAUUACUUCAGGAAGAGAUUCAAAGACGAGAUGCUGGCCAGCACAAUCAUCUCCCACGUCAAGAAAUCACGAAGCCUCCACAUCAUGUGUCACAUCCCAGUCUUCUGUUGGAUCACUGCUAGAGUUCUGGAGGACUACUUCAAAACAUCCCAGAUAGAAGAAGAGACGCCCAAGACCGUGACUCAGAUGUACAGCCACUUCCUGAGGGUUCUGUCCAUAGAGGGGGACAGGAAGUAUCGUUCGAUAGCUGAAACAGAUUCACAAUGGAGUUCACAGAGCAGGCACAUCAUUGAUUCUCUGGGAAAACUGGCUUUUAACCAGCUGGAGAGUGGCAACCUGAUCUUCUACGAGGACGACCUGGCAGACUGUAAAUAUUAUUUCAACGAAGCCUCAGUGUACUCAGGAGUGUUCACCGAGAUCUUUAAAGAGGAGUGUGGGCUGUACUCAGGUGAGAAGUUGUUCUGCUUUGUCCAUUUGAGCAUCCAGGAGUUUCUGGCUGCCCUUUAUGUAUUUCGGUCCUUCGUCCACAAGGGUGUCAAUCUGCUCUCAGAAAAACAACCAACCUUGGGUGAAGAUAAACUCCUCCUCUUCUACCAGAGUGCUGUGGACCAGGCCUUGCAGAGGGAGAACGGACACCUAGACUUGUUCCUCCGCUUCCUCCUGGGCCUCUCUCUGGAGGCCAAUCAGAAUGUCCUACGAGGUCUGCUGGGACAGACAGGGAGUAGAAAAACGUUCACUCAGUUUAAACAAAGUAUGCUGAGACAGAAAAGAAGUAGCUCACAGACCAACAAGGAUACCGUGUCUUACAUCAAGAAGAAGAUAGAUGGUGGAGAUCUCUCUCCAGAGAGAAGCAUCAAUCUGUUCCACUGUCUGAAUGAGCUGAACGACCGUUCUCUAGUGGAGGAGAUCCAGCAGUUCCUGACAUCCGGAAGUCUCUCCAGAAAAUCUCUGUCUCCUGCUCAGUGGUCAGCUCUGGUCUUCAUCUUACUGUCAUCAGAAGAGGAGCUGGACGUGUUUGACCUGAAGAAAUACUCUGCUUCUGAGGAGGGUCUUCUGAGGCUGCUGCCAGUGGUCAAAGCCUCCAAAACAUCUCUAAGGCUGAAUAGCUGUGGUCUGUCAGAGAGAAGCUGUGAAGCUCUGGCCUCAGUUCUCUGCUCCGACUCCUCUAGUCUGAGAGAGCUGGACCUGAGUACCAAUGAUCUGCAGGAUUCAGGAGUGAAGCUGCUCUCUGCUGGACUGGGGAGUCCACACUGUACACUGGAAACUCUCAGGCUGAAUGGCUCUCAUCUGUCAGAGAGAAGCUGUGAAGCUCUGGCCUCAGUUCUCAGCUACAACUCCUCUAGUCUGAGAGGGCUGGACCUGAGUAACAAUGAUCUGCAGGAUUCAGGAGUGAAGCUGCUCUCUGCUGGACUGGGGAGUCCACACUGUAUACUGGAAACGCUCAGCUUGUCUGGCUGCCUGGUCACACAGGAAGGCUGUGCUUCUCUGGCCUCAGCGCUGAGCUCCAACCCCUCCCAUCUGAGAGAGCUGGACCUGAGCUACAAUCACCUAGGAGACUCUGGAGCUACGCUGCUUUCUGCUAGACUAGAGGAUCCACGCUGGAGACUGGACACUCUCAGUGUGGAGCACGGUGGAGUGUGGAGGCUGAAACCAGCUCUAAAGAAGUAUGCCUGUGACCUCACACUGGACCCCAACACGGCCCACAGACACCUCUCUCUGUCUGAGGACAACAGGAAGGUGACGUGGGUUGGAGAGGACCAGUGGUAUCCGGAUCACCCAGAGAGAUUUGACUCCCAGCCCCAGGUGUUGGGUAGAGAGGCUCUGACUGGCCGCUGUUACUGGGAGGUAGAGUGGGAAGGAUGGGUUUAUAUAGGAGUGACAUACAGAGGAAUCACAAGGAGAGGAGGGGGUGGUGACAGCUGGCUUGGAGGGAACAACAAGUCAUGGAGGCUUGAUUGUUAUGAUGGUCGUUACUCUGCCCGGUACAACGGUACAGAGACAGUCCUCCGUCUCCCCCCCGCUGGCUCCACUAGAGUAGGACUGUAUCUGGACCGGCCUGCUGGCUCUCUGUCCUUCUACAGAGUGUCCCCAGGUGGAGGAGGGUCCUCAGACACACUGACACACCUCCACACCUUCUGGUCCUCCUUCACCCAGGAGGACCUCCUCCCGGGGGUUAGGGUAGGGCGGGGGUCCUCAGUGACUCUGUGUCGGUUGUAGAAAAAAAAAACGGCCCCGGGGCUCAGUCAGUCAGUUGUCGAAAAAUGGGGGGGGGGGGGGUCAGCGGAGUGCCUCAGACUCAGUGUAGUAAAAAAAGAAAGUGCAGCCCCCUCCGCCUCGGCACACGCACGCACGCACGUACGCACACACACACAUACACACAUAAACGUUCACACACACAUAAAAAAAACACAUACUCGCACACACAUAGGGCCCUAUGUUUGGGGCCCUAUGUGAAAAGCGCAAGUAGCUUUGUGGGCGGUUCUACGGCGCUAUCGCUAUUUUACAGGCGGAUAAAUGACACUUGCGUCGCGGCGCAAGUGUCAAAAGGGUUGGUCUGAAGCAGCCUAGUUACCUGUAGGUGUGGUUUGGGCGUAACGUCCAACAAACCAAUGAGAGUGCCAGCUCCCAACCCCCUUUAAGAGCCAUGAGCGCAUUUUAAUAGGACGAGUUGAUAUUUUGACAGCGCGGCUGCAGUCUCCGAUGAGACAGAUGCACAUGAAUUUCAAACUGCAAAUGGCUCAGUUUAUUGCCAAAUAAUAUGGCCUAAUUCACACAUGGAAUAAGUGGUUUUCUUCCACAACUUCAGAAAUACUGAGUCCUCAAAUAAAUGUAUAUGAUAUAACAUAUGAUAUGCGGUAACUGUGGUUCUAUUUAAUGAUAUACGCAAUACAUUAUAAACAUUGUUUCUUAUCAGUAUUGUAUGCUAUCCUAAUAUGCAUGUGUCCCCGCGGUAAUGGACAUUGCCAUUGAUUGUAUUAUGCGUUGCGUGUUUAGUUUGCGUGUGUUUAAAUAGAGCGCACACGCACGCCCGCAUUCAUUCAUUCUUUUUAACACUCACUCGCGGUAAAACAAUGUUUUUCACGAUCAAAUACUCAUCAAUCCUAAAAGUUAUGGGCAUGUAGGCCUACACGAUGUCUGUGUCAAGAAAAUAUGCGUUUGCUGUACGGUGUUUGCAGAUGCAUUGAUUUAAAAGUACAACUUAUUACCGCCGAAUCAGCUGUUCUUUCCCAAAUAAUUUACCAAGAAUGUGCGGCUAGGUAGAUGGGAGAAGCAAAGUGUAUAAGCGAAGUGCACAAGCAAUCCGUAUGCAUCGUAUGCGCAUGUAUGCAUGCGCCCUUAAAAUAGCAUCUGAACAACGCGCCACUGACUUUAAACCAGGUAUUUCCUGGUCAGUAGCGCAAUGGUAUUCAGAAACGGCAAAAUACAGUUUGCGCCAGAACACGCCUCCUCCUUCCGCCGAACCACCCCUUGGGGCGCAUGAUCAAUCCCUAAUUUACCGGCGGGUGGCGGUGGUGGGAAAAGAACGCUCUGCGCCAGUUGUAAACUAGCAACGACACAUGCGCCAGUGACUAAGUCACUUGCGCCGGAUGCAAGAUAGGGCCCAUAGUCUCUCUCUCUCUUUCUCUCUCUCUCUCUCUCUCUCUC